CCUCUUCUGACCAUCCCUCCUCCCUCCUCCCUCCUCCCUCCUCUCUCCGGGUUUCCGAUUUCCCGGCCACCGCCCUCCUCUCUCUAUUUAACUAGUAGUAUUACCCACAUCUCUCUCGCCCUCCUCGUCUUCUCUCUCUCUCUAACCCAUCAACGGUGCCUUCUCAUCAUCAUCAAACCCCCUCCCUAACCCCCUCCGGAUUCAAGAAGCAGAGGCUCCGGCGAUGAUGUCUUCGCCCGCCUCUUCGCCGCCUCCUUGGAUCCCGACUUCGCCCCUCUCUCCCCCGAACUGCGGAUCCUCAAGUCCCGCCUCGUCGCCGGCGAGACCCUCUACGGCCUCUUCCUCCUGCGCUCCUCCCCGACCCUCGCCGAGAUCGCCGGCCUCGCCGGCUACGACUACGUGGUCGUCGACAUGGAGCACGGCUCUGGCGGCAUCGCCGAGGCCCUCCCCUGCCUCCGCGCCCUCGCCGCCGCCGGCACCCCAGCCAUCCUCCGCCGAGGCCCUCCCCUGCAUUAUCCCAUCAUUUAUUUAUUUAUAAUUGCAUUACAUUUAUUAUCACUGUUUUUACUUCCAGAUUUGAGAGAAGAUGGUGUUUGUAUGGUAAAAAAGAUUAUGCAGCAAGUGCCAGGUGGUAUGGUGGAUUCUUGAUUAGAUUUGUAGAAGAGCUUGCAGUUUCGGAUGGAAUAACAUUUACAUGAAAAUUAGGCAUGUUUGGUGGAAGAGAAUGGUAUAUUAUCUGAUGUCUAGGACCUUUGUCAGCUUCUUCUGGAUUAGAGAUAUCAUUCUAGGACCUUUGUCAGCUUCUUCUGGAUUUAUCUGAUGUCUGGUAUUACUUGGAACCCAUAAUAGAUUUCCAGGUGCUUGUGUUAAUAAUGUUCCUUUGAUGCAGAUUUUCAAGUAUUUGGUUUCACUAGAUGUUGAAGAUUGUCAGGAUUUAAAGUCAGGCUACUCCAUUAUAUUUAACUUCUCUCCUAACCCAUAUUUUGAAGACACAAAGCUUGUGAAGACUUAUUCCUUCACUGAGGAAGGAGUGGCUAAUAUAACUGGUACGACUAUCAAGUGGAAGGAGGGUAUGGAGAUUGCCAAUGGUAAUGGUCAUGAGAAGAAGGGAGGCAAGCGACCUUUUACUAAGGAAAGUUUCUUUAGUUGGUUUGGUAAAACUCAACAGAAAAAUUUCUCAGAUGGUGUAACAGAUGAGGUGGCAGAGAUAAUCAAGGAAGAUUUAUGCCCCAACCCUUUGAAGUAUUUUAAUAAUGAGGCUGAUGAAGAGGACUUUGAUGGAGAUGAAGAUGAUGAAGAGAAGGGAUCUGAAGAUGAUGAGGAUGGUGAGCAAGAUGAUGACGAAGAGGACGAUGAUGAGGAUGAUAGUUAGUCUCUUCUCGCAGCUUCUUUCGUUUGGGCUUCCACAACUUGGCUGUGGCGAGUGCCACUGCCAGGCAUGCUCAUGGCUAUGGAAGGUCUUGAUUUUGAGCGGGGCGGCUUCUAAUCUUGCUUCAAGCUCCGUAGCUGUCAAUUUUUUUGUACUUUGUCUUUCAUGACCCUCGCUUAUAGCUGGUGGCCUGUCUAAAUCUAGAAAUUUAUUUAUCAUUAUGGGCGUGUCAAAUGUUUGUCCUUGGACUUGAGGAAUCUCGGCAUGCUGUGUUCUUCAGGAUCUAGGAGUUUGUAUGGAGAACCGGUGCAUCAUUUUUUUAAAACUUCUUUAGUUAUAUAAAUAUAUUACAUCAAUUUCAUGUGGUA
Phoenix dactylifera (date palm) is the source of this 1737-nucleotide messenger RNA. The record is from RefSeq and is a predicted model, not a curated record. NCBI's taxonomy places the organism in Eukaryota, Viridiplantae, Streptophyta, Magnoliopsida, Arecales, Arecaceae.